Molecule: messenger RNA, 1225 nt
Organism: Papilio machaon (common yellow swallowtail)
Lineage: Eukaryota; Metazoa; Arthropoda; Insecta; Lepidoptera; Papilionidae
Product: phosducin-like protein
Exons: 1
Coding region: 214-1020 (268 amino acids)
Biological process (GO): regulation of G protein-coupled receptor signaling pathway
Source: RefSeq, a predicted model, not a curated record
CAAAUUACGAAAUGCAAAUUGUUACGCAGUGAAGCGAGUCAUAUUUACGUUCUGUCUGUUAGACUGUUUGUUUUAUUCGCCUCAAUAGCAAGUUGUAUGGGUGGUCUAUAUUUAAAUUUUAAUUCAAUUAAACUUUACUCGUAUAGCUAGAGUCAUUACUUAGUACUAGAGCUGGUGUUUUUAAAUAAUCUUAAAUUAUAAUAAGUAUAUAUCAUGGCUACCUUAGAUGAUAAAAUACUUGGCGAGAAGCUUCAUAAUUAUUGCAGCAGUAGCGAAGGUGAAGAUUCGGAUGACGACGAAAGAAGCGGUAAUGAAGAAGGAGAAACUUCUUACAAGUCAACCGAACAAGUGAAUGAACCUCCUCCUAUUAACAACUGGAAUGGAUCGGCUAGCAAUACUGGCCCAAAGGGUGUUUUGGAAGACUGGCGUAGAUAUAAACAAUUGGAAGCUGAAAAUCGCAAGGAAAUGGAAAUUGAGCGCAUAGCUCUUGCAAAAAAAUUAACAUUAUCUGUAAAAACAGAAAAAGAAGAGCAACAGGCUAAAGAAAGAGAAGAGAUGGAAGAUGAACUUAAUGAACUUUUAGAUGAAGAAUUCUUAAUGAAAUAUCACCAACAAAGAAUGCAAGAGUUAAUGUCUCAGUUACAAAAGUGCCCCAAGUUUGGUAAAGUAAUAACAUUAGAAAAUAAGGAUGAGUUUUUGAAUGCCAUUGACAAAGAAGAUGCCAAAGUUACAGUUAUUGUUCAUAUUUUUAAUAGAAAAGCAAAAGCAUGUACAGCUAUGGAUGGCUGCCUAAAUAUUUUAGCAAAGGAUUAUCCUGCUAUAAAAUUUUGUCGCAUAGAAGCAGAUGUAGCUGGUUUAAGCAAACAUUUUCGUGUUGAUGGCGUUCCUGCUCUUUUAGUGUACAAAGGUGGUCAGAUUGUUGGUAAUUUUGUACAACUGGCAACUGAACUUGGCAAUGAUUUUUAUGCCACUGAUGUUCAAAGAUUUCUCAUAGAAUAUGGACUGCUGCCUGAAAAUUAGUUUUGUAUAUCUUUAACAUAUUUAUUGCCACAUUUUGAGUUUAUAGUUGUAAUAUAAGCAGUCUCUUAGUUUAGAUUUAUCUCAAUAAUUCUACAAGGGAGUCCUUUAUAUAACUCUGGGUUAGGCGUUUACUGUAUAACUCUGUAAAAUAAUAUUUAGUUAAACACAUAUUUUAACCCUUUGACUGCUGCUAUGUUUGAUAUAU